Molecule: messenger RNA, 279 nt
Organism: Clunio marinus
Lineage: Eukaryota; Metazoa; Arthropoda; Insecta; Diptera; Chironomidae
Source: the annotation of a GenBank genome assembly
AUGAAGAGAUCUGUUUAUAAUCUGAAUAGACAUCCUACUACAGUUCACCAAGGAUAUUUCAAGCAUGAACAUAACGUCUACAUGAGAUUAAAUUUACUUUUGUCAUCAUUAGACAAUCUAAAACAUUUUACAAAACAAUUCUUACCUGAAAGCAUCACCCACGAGUCAAAAACUUCAACAUUCUCUUAUCAUCGUCGAUGUGUGGCACGUCAUGUAGGCCAUGUAGAUAUUCCACUUGCAAAGGUGAAAUGGAAUGAAACAAAUACUCCAUUUAAGUAA